Molecule: messenger RNA, 258 nt
Organism: Trichophyton verrucosum HKI 0517
Lineage: Eukaryota; Fungi; Ascomycota; Eurotiomycetes; Onygenales; Arthrodermataceae
Exons: 1
Coding region: 1-258 (85 amino acids)
Source: RefSeq, a predicted model, not a curated record
AUGGUGAAGAAAAAGUGGCAGCAGAAGAAGAGAGAACGAAGGAUUUGCUUCAGAAGAGCGGCUGUGGUGAUUGUUGUGGUUGUUGUGGUUGAGAACGAAGCUGUUGAUAUUGAGGUUGUUGGUUGGAAGAAGGCGAGGAGGGGCAGGCUAGGUAUUUAUGUGUGGAAGGGGCUAACCAACCUCGCUAGGCAGAGCAACACAGGAGAAACUGAGGCCAGGCUAAGCUGCCAGCAGACUGUCCUCACAGUCGGAUUGUGA